UCAAACUGUCAUGCAGGGGGAGUCUUAUUUCUUUCCCUGGCGUAACAGAUAAUGUUUAACGGGAGGGUGUGCGCUGCCAGCUGCACUCCACCAUGUCAGCAGCGGGAGGGUGUGCAAGCCAUUGCAUUCAAACAGGUCGGCUGCAUCUCCCUGUACCUCCACAGCAGAGGCCAGUCUCCCGGCAAAGUAUCUUAUCAACUCAAACUACUAGCGCGCAACUUCCUUCACGUUCUCAUUAAACAAUAUAGUCUGCCAGAUUAAGACACACAUAGACUGUUGCGUUAUUUGGCAGAAGGCAAAAUAAAGACGAGAACCAAACCCUAACCAGACCUUUCUGUCUCUGACGUCUGUUUGCCAGAUGUUUUAUUUUAUUAGGGCUUUCUUUUUUCUUUUUGCUGUUUGUUCGCCGCACUUCGUCUCAUUUCCGCGUUUCGAGUGCAGCUGGAUGGAUGCAUCUUUCUGUAAUGUAAGACUCUGUCACGCUGACACUGUAGCGGACCUGUGUUCACAGGACGAAUCCGGAUUACAGAAGGGAUAGAAGGAAUUUUCAAUCGCAAGCAAAACUAAAUCUCCACCGCACUUCUCUGUAUUGCAAAUUCAACAGCCGAUACACAGGGCUCACGUCACACGACGGCUGUAAAUUAGGGUUCACUUGGGAAGGACGGACAGUUUAUUUUGUGGAAAAUCAGCUGCAAAGGAUCCCCCGUCUCCCUGCUCUCCCCUUCUCUGCACAGAGGGCUCUGCUGAAGGAUGAUUCUGAGCAGCACGUGGUGAUGAAGAGGAAUGAACAGUGUGUGUCUGAGUGCUGUGAUCUGAACUACUGUGCCUCGGAGAGGAGAGAACAAUCUGAGAUCACUAUGUGAGUCUCAGGACAGCCGCUUCACAGGGUUCGUCCGUUUUGCUUUCUUUACAUCCACACACUGCAGUGUGUAUAAUAUUUGCACAAUCAGCCGGCUAUGCUCUUUGGGGGCUGAGGUGUACACCAUGCCCGCCAAAGGGAAAUACUUUUUAAAUGACCAGGAACCGGACCGGGGCUCUCUGUACAAACAGUACUGCUGCAUUAGCAAGCACCAGCUGCUGGUCCUCUUGCUGGGCAUCGCUGUGGUCUCCUGCCUGGGGCUCCUCAUCGUAUUCUUUGCCAGUGGGCUGAUCGCCGCGGAGCACGCGCUGUUCCUCGGCACGGUGUGCAGCGCGCUGGCCUUAUUCCUGUUGGUCUUCAUCCUGGUGUGCACAGAGUCUCUCUUCCAGAGGUGGAUGCGCUUCCUGGGGGUGACAGUGUGGAUCUGCCUCCUCGCAAUGGGCUACGUCUUCAUCUUCGACGGGAAGGUGAUCUGUGCAUGGGACCAGGUGCCUUUCUUUCUGUUCAUAAUCUUCACACUAUACACCAUGCUGCCGUUCGGGAUGUGGGAGGCCGUGGUCCUCGCUGUCCUCUCCUCCGUCUCUCACCUCAUCAUUGUCUGCAUCGCUGUCGGAGUGUUUGACAAGUCCCAGCGGUUCAGCCUUGUGUUCCAGAUAUUGCCAAAUGUAAUCAUUUUCCUGUGUGGCAAUUUGGUGGGAGCAUUCCACAAGAAAAUGAUGGAGAGUGCCUUGGAGCAGACCUUCCUGGACACCCUGAGCUGCCUGGAGAUCCGCAUGAAGCUGGAGAUCGAGAAGAGGCAGCAGGAGACCUUGCUGCUGUCGGUACUGCCAGCCUAUAUCUCCAUGGAAAUGAAGCUGGCUAUAAUAGAGAGACUGAAGGAGAGCAAGGACAGGGAUGCUCAACAGAGACAGGUGAAGGACAACAACUUCCACAGCCUGUAUGUCAAGAGGCACCGGAACGUGAGCAUCCUGUACGCGGACAUCGUGGGAUUCACACGCCUGGCCAGCGACUGCUCUCCUAAGGAACUGGUCAUCAUGCUGAACGAGCUCUUCGGGAAGUUCGACCAGAUCGCAAAGGAAAAUGAAUGUAUGAGAAUAAAAAUCUUAGGAGACUGUUACUACUGUGUGUCAGGGCUGCCUGUAUCCCUCCCGAACCAUGCAAAGAACUGUGUGAAGAUGGGACUGGAUAUGUGUGAGGCUAUCAAGCGGGUGAGAGAGGCCACCGGAGUGGAUAUCAGCAUGAGGGUUGGGGUUCACUCGGGGAACGUGCUCUGCGGGGUCAUCGGGCUGCGGAAGUGGCAGUACGACGUGUGGUCACAUGAUGUCACCUUGGCCAACCACAUGGAGGCCGGAGGCUUGCCUGGGCGAGUCCACAUCACCGACGCCACGCUGAAACACCUGAACAAAGCCUAUGAAGUAGAGGAAGGCAACGGGCACCUGAGAGACACCUACCUGAAAGAGCAGAAUGUCAAGACAUACCUGGUCUUAGACCCCCAGUCGAAGGAGCAGCCCAUGAACAGAGGCCACCUUCCUAAGCCCCGGGUGAAUGACGGCCUGAAGAUGCGCGCGUCGGUGCGGAUGACCCGCUACCUGGAGUCCUGGGGGGCAGCCAAGCCCUUCGCCCACCUCCAGAACCGCGAGGCCCUGACCAGCGAAGACCUGGCCUGCAAUGGCAAGCUCCACAAGGACAUACCCUUGCGUUCCAUAAACUGCCACAAGACAAAUGACAGCCUGGAUGGACACACACAGGAGCUCCUGCCACCUUCUGCCUCUUCGUUAGUAAACUAUAAAAACAAGUCCCAGAAGAAGAAGUUUGAUGAGGACCUGCACAAUAAAAUGAUGACGACGAUCGACGGGCUGCAGUCUAACAAGCAGUGGAUUAAGAAUGAGGGGUUGUCCCGAUGUCUGUAUUUCACUGAAAAGGGAACUGAAAAGCAGUAUCGUGCCACAGAUCUUCCCAGCUUCAAGUACUACAUCGCUUGUGCCUCGUUCAUCUUCCUGUGUAUCUUUGUGAUCCAGGUGUUUGUUGCCGAGUUGACCCCUGAAAUGGGCAUCUCAUUUGGAGUGUCUGCCUGCAUCCUGCUGCUCAUUCUGGCUGUGUGCUUCGCCGGGUACCUGGUGCAGCACUGCAGUCCACAGAGAUCCGUGUCAUUUCGUUGGAUCUCCGUCCUCUCGAAAGCGGUGGGUAAGAAGCCCUACGUGCGGCUGCCACUGACCAUCAUUGCCAUCAGUAUUACACUGGUCACAGCCGUGCUGAACUUGUGUUUCAUUAAAACGCAUGAUGACAAAACCAGUUUCAAUGCCACAAAUUGCAAUGAGUCACUGGAAUCUUUCAAAGAAAAGGACCUCUACUGCCUGCCGUAUUUCACCUACUGCUGCAUCCUGGGGCUCAUCAGCUGCUGCGUGUUCCUGCGGGUCAGCUUCGAACUCAAGUUCCUCCUGCUGGCGCUCGCCUUCUCUGCCUAUUACACCAUCAUCCUGAACACACACUGGCAGCUGUUCCAGAGGUACAGCUUCAUGCUGUACACCAACCAAACCAAAACUCUCCAUGUGUCCGGACUCAUGAAGGAUCCCGGAAUGAUGAGCUGCAUUUACCUCGUGUUGUUUUUUUUAACGAUGCUGAUUCUGAUGCGACAGACCGAGUAUUACUGCCGCCUGGAUUUCCUCUGGAAGAACAAAAACCGCGAGAAGCAGGAGGAGAUCGAGACGAUGGAGAACCUGAACCGCCUCCUGCUGGAGAACGUGCUGCCGGCCCACGUGGCCAACCUCUUCAUCGGAGACAAUAAAAAGAAUGAGGUGGGAGCCCUCAAAAACAGUUCACUUACUGAAAAGUAUAAGGAUUUAUACUACAAGUCCUACGACUGCGUGUGUGUUCUCUUCGCCUCCGUGCCGGAUUUUAAGGAGUUUUACACAGAGUGUGACAUCAACAAAGAAGGGCUGGAGUGUCUCAGGCUGCUGAAUGAAAUCAUCGCAGACUUCGACGAGCUUUUGUCUAAACCCAAGUUCAGUGGUGUUGAGAAAAUCAAAACGAUCGGCAGCACCUACAUGGCAGCGACAGGACUCACCGGGCCCCCCAGACACGAGAACAACCAGGAUCACGAGAGGCAGCACACACAGAUAGGAAACAUGGUGGAGUUUGCCAUCGCCUUGAUGGGGAAACUGGACGGAAUAAACAGACAUUCAUUCAACAGCUUCAGACUGCGCGUCGGAAUUAAUUACGGUCCUGUUAUCGCUGGAGUCAUUGGAGCCCGCAAGCCUCAGUAUGAUAUUUGGGGGAACACAGUUAAUGUGUCCAGCAGGAUGGAGAGCACAGGACAGCUGGGCAAAAUCCAGGUCACAGAGGAAACGUCGAAUGUGUUACACAAACUUGGCUAUUCUUGUGAGUGCAGAGGACUGAUCAAGGUGAAAGGCAAAGGCGAGCUGAGGACUUACUUUGUGUGCACAGACAUGAGCAAGUCACAGGGGAUGGCACUGAACUGAGACUGCAAGAGGGACAAGAACUUACACUGUGUGCACAGACAUGAGCAAGUCACAGGAGCUGCACUGAACUGUGAGAGCAAGGGGGACAAGUAACCUGCUACCAAACUUGAAAGAGGCAUUUUCUGCCACUUUUUUCUGUGGCAAAGGCUCUUUUAUAUAACAGAUAUUUCUUUAAUAAUAUUUAAUAUUACCUUAUGCUAGUGUUAUGAUGCAAUUGGAGAAGUCAUUGGAAUUUUGUGAACUGGACUCAACAAGGCACGUUUUAUAGCAAGUCGUAAAAUCCAGGGGGGGUUAUAUUCUUGGCAAGCGAGACGAGACGUGUUGAAUGAGGUAAUGAGGACCGUCUUGUCAGAUGAAGCUUUAAUUAAGCAUUACCUCAUAAUGAGGAAUUGACAGAUUUACAGUCGGGUCAUGGGAAGGCUGGGGGUUCAUUACACAGAGGGGUUUUAAAAGAAUGGCUGUCAUACUGCAUUUGACUACACUGGGAAUUCGUCUGGAUUUAAAGCUGGUGUCAAUUCGACCACAGGGAAGGUUUACUAUGAUGCCAUAUUUGGGUUUGGUACAUGCUGCCAUUUCCCAAAUUCAUUGCAUUGCCUGAAUGCCAUUAAACCUGAGGUUUCAAGUUGAAGUUUACAUUGCUUCAGAGCUUUAAAUGCUGAAAUAUUUUGUUAAUGCCAUUGCUUGGAUAUAGUUCCAGGCUGUUGUUUUGCACUUACUUGAAGAACAAAAAAUAAGUUUGCAGACUUUUAAAAUUAAAAAAGGUCAGUUUUUUUAUGUAUAAAAUAAAUGUAUGUAAUUUUUUUUCUUUUAAAAUUUGUGAAUAUAAAAAGCAUACUUUUUUUUUUUUUUGGCCCAUUUAAAACCAUUUUGAACACAUGCACGGUAUUCAGAAUCCACGUUUCAAGCUUUGAUACUGAUGUGCACUUGUCUUAUUACUGUGGAAUUGUUCUGAUUUUAAAUGCAUCCAUAUAAAAAUAGUUUCAUUGUCUGAAACAAGAUAUCGUAUCUUUAUUCACCUGGUAAUUUAAAGGCUUUGUUAACAAUACAGUAUUUGAUAUCAGAAAGUUGCCAAGCAACAUACCAAUAGUUUAUGAUAAACUCGCAAAAAAAAAAAAAAAUAUAUAUAUAUAUAUAUAUAUAUAUAUAUAUACAAAAUCCAGGAAUGAUAUCUGGAAAAAUUCCUUUAAACACAAUCUGUUUUUUAAAAUGGCAGCUUUUAGGUCAGAUUUAAGUUUUAUGCUGUUCUAUACAAAUUCUUCUUUUUCUUUUUAAAUAAUGACGAUAUCACUCCUGAAACUGGAAAUCACGUGUUACGCACUGUGCAGUACAUUGUAAAAAAAAAAAAAAGUACAAUUCUUUAAAUGCUUAAGUGACAAUUCAUUGUUUAUAUAUAAAAAAAUAAAAAAACCACACAGGUUUGCCACUUCAGAGCACUCCCUGGGAAGACCAGCUUUGUGACUUUUUGUAAAACUUCUUCUGUGUCUAAACAACAAUAUAUACAAAUGAAGGGCAGCUGGUCUCGUUUAUAGGGAAUGUAGUUAAAAUGUUACUUACUUACUCUCUGUUUCUGUGUCCCAGAGCAGCGCAUUUAUACUUCAGUAAAAUCCUGCAGAGGUUUUGCAUUUUGUAAGGUAUAAAAUAAAGGAUUUACCAAACAUCUUAA
Acipenser ruthenus (sterlet) is the source of this 6001-nucleotide messenger RNA. Its product is annotated as adenylate cyclase type 2-like. Gene Ontology annotation, molecular function: adenylate cyclase activity. Gene Ontology annotation, biological process: adenylate cyclase-activating G protein-coupled receptor signaling pathway; intracellular signal transduction; cAMP biosynthetic process. The record is from RefSeq and is a predicted model, not a curated record. Bases 985 to 4338 code for a protein of 1117 amino acids. The transcript has 27 exons. Gene Ontology annotation, cellular component: plasma membrane. Lineage: Eukaryota; Metazoa; Chordata; Actinopteri; Acipenseriformes; Acipenseridae.